Molecule: messenger RNA, 4160 nt
Organism: Drosophila melanogaster (fruit fly)
Lineage: Eukaryota; Metazoa; Arthropoda; Insecta; Diptera; Drosophilidae
Gene: Tmtc2
Product: transmembrane O-mannosyltransferase targeting cadherins 2
Exons: 11
Coding region: 698-3514 (938 amino acids)
Biological process (GO): protein O-linked glycosylation via mannose
Cellular component (GO): membrane; endoplasmic reticulum
Molecular function (GO): dolichyl-phosphate-mannose-protein mannosyltransferase activity
Source: RefSeq, marked reviewed
UCAGUCUUCGUUUUGCCUCCGAGUCGUGCGGUCAGCAGCUAAAACCGGAAACGGAAACUAAUCCUGGCCAGUGCUGCCUCGGCCGCGAUGUGGCUGCAAUCACUUCGAUAGCGAUUCAGAAUCCGCUUCGAUUAGAAUUCAGAAUAUAUAGCUGAAAGUUAGGGCAGCGCAGGGUCAUUAUUCCAAUCCGGCCGGAGAGUCAGUUUUUAAAAGUAGGACUCUUAAAGCUACGGAGUUUUCGUGCGCUCGUUUCCGUUUUUGUUUUCGUGUCGCCGCGCGUGUGUGUGUGUGUGUGUGUGUCUGUGACAGUGUGUGGGUGAGUGUGCCGCUGUGUGCGUGGCAUUGUCGCUGCUCUCCGGGCGAAAAUCGGGAUACAUUUCCGUAGCCGCACUGCUGCAGAAACAGCAACUGAAGUGACACACAGCAGGCGGCAGAAGGAGAAGGCAAAUAAAACACAAACAGAAAUAGAUAUAGAUAUAGAAGUUGAAGUGCAAAUAGAUUGGAGCAAACAAAAGACACACACAUGAGCUGUGUGUCCCAAAUAAAAUCACAUAAAAUGCGACGAAAUCUGCAGCAUGCAUUAAACAACAGCCUGGCAAACAUACAAUAUUCAAACUAAGUGAGCUCUCGAGUCUGGCAAUUCGCAAGGAAGUGCAACACCGAUAAGUCUUGGUCCUCCGAACCGGAUCCUGGAGAGAUGCCGUCACUGGAACCCUGGCUGUGGGGCGACUCCUGUUCCUGGCUGGGGAUGCUGGCGAUGCUGCGGCUUCGGCUGCAUAAAUCAAACAUGGACUUCACGUGCCUCUUCUGCUGCAGCCUGGCCUUCGUCUUGUAUCUGAACACUCUGGGCGCUGGCUUCGUCUACGACGACAGGCGAGCCAUUCUGGCAAAUGCGGAUGUCUCGGGCGGAACUCCCUGGCAGCGGAGCUUCUCGAACGACUUCUGGGGCACUCCGCUGACGGACAGCGGAUCCCACGGCUCCUGGCGACCGCUGUGCGUGCUCAGCUUCCGGCUGAACUACCUCAUUGGCGGGGGCUUUGCGCCCUGGGGCUUCCACCUGGUCAACAAUCUGCUCCACUGCGUCGCCACGGCUCUGGUGGUGCGGGUGGCGCGCACCCUCCUGGCCUCCGUGUGGGCAGUCCUGGCCGCAGGCGCGCUCUUCGCCGCCCACCCGAUCCACACGGAGGCGGUGGCCGGAGUGGUGGGACGGGCGGACCUCGCCGCCUGCGUCUGCUACCUGCUCACGUACCUCAGCUACUUGCGGCACAUGAGGUGGCGCGAGUCCGGAGAUCCGCGCCAGUGGCUGGCCCUUGGAGCCACUUUGAUCCUGGCUGCAGCCGGCCUACUCUGCAAGGAGACGGCUAUUACGGCGCUUCUGGUCUGUGCCCUCUUCGACGUGAUGCGCGGUCUCAGCGGACAGGUGGACAAGCAACGUCUACGAUCCGUGUGCAUAGUUCUUGGAGCUCUGUUCUGCAUGGCUUACUGCCGCCUAGUGAUUGUCCCUGGACCGCAGACGGCCUUCUCCAGCGCGGACAACCCGAUCGCCAGGACUCCGUCCGCCUGGACGAGAUUGCUGACCUUCCUCUACCUGCCCGUCUUCAAUCUGCGCCUGCUGCUCCAGCCAAACGUGCUGAGCUUCGACUGGGGCAUGGAUGCCCUGCCCAGAGUCACUUCUUUGUGGGAUCGCCGCAAUGCACAGUCCGCCUGCUUCUACUCUGUGCUGGUGGGCGUCGCGUGGGGCAGCUGUAGACAACUGCUAAGCGGGUCAAAGGAGGUGACCCACUGUGGAGUGAGCUCAACCUUUCCGCAGUAUCACAUCCAGAAGGUGGCCAGUCGCAAAUCGCGCUCCAAGCGCAAGCGGUUGGCCAACAACACCAAGUACCAAGCCUUUGAGGCAGCCUAUCAUCAGCAACAGCAGGAAGCGCUUCCAUGUCGCGAUUGCAACAACAAUAACAGCAGUGGCUACGUCUACGAGGGGAGUUCCCCCGUUGCACAAGCCCCAGCCCAAGCCCCUCACCUUGUGUCUUCCGCCUUUCGCGGCUCCCGCAGCAGCAGCAGUUGCAGCAACAGCACAAAUAGCUCCAGUUCCAGCUCCUCCAGUUCGAGUUCCAGCAGCAGCAGCAGCUCCAGCCUGAGUGGCGGCUUCCAGUGCUCCUCCAAGGAUUACGCGCUGGAGGGGAUGUCGCCCGCCAAUCGGCACGCUUGUGUGCUGAUCAUGUCGCUUAGCUUCCUGGCAUUGCCCUUUCUGCCUGCCAGUAACCUGCUGUUCUACGUGGGAUUCGUGGUGGCCGAACGACUUCUGUACCUGCCCAGCGUGGGAUUCUGCCUGCUGGUGGGCUACGGGGUCUCCAAGCUAAUGUCCUGCAACCAGAGGACCCGCAAUAUCCUGCUUCUAAGCUUCAGUCUCCUCCUGGCCGCCAUGAGUCUGCGAACGUUGCGGAGGAACGCCGAUUGGCGGGACGAGGAGAGCCUCUACCGCAGCGCCAUUGCCAUCAAUCCGCCAAAGGCGUUGGGCAAUCUGGGCAGCGUACUGAGCUCACAAGGGCGAUACGAGGAGGCCAAACAGGUCCUGCAGGAGGCCAUUCGGUUCAGGCCCAACAUGGCGGAUGUGCACUUUAACCUGGGCAUCCUGCACCAGAAUCAGCAGGUCUAUCCCGCAGCUGUCGAGUGCUUUCAGCGCGCCAUCAAGUUUCGACCGAAUCUGGCAGUGGCGUACCUCAACCUCGGCAUAUCAUUUAUAGCGCUGGGCAAGCGCCAGCAGGCCAUCGAAAUUCUGCAGGCGGGCUCCAACUUGGAUGGGGCUGCUGUUCGUGAUCGAACUGCUCACGAUCAGGCUCGCAGCUCGGCCUACCUGCAGUUGGGAGCCCUCUACGUGGAGCAGGGAAAACUUCAACGGGCCCUGGCCAUCUACCGAGAGGCCCUGUCAUCGCUGCCAGGACUGCCGCAGCAGCGUGAGAUUCUCUACCAGCGGAUCGGCGAUGUCCUCGGUCGCCUUCAGCAGUGGGACGAGGCGGAGCGACACCAUCGCGCCGCCCUCGAGCUGCAGCCCAACCAGGUGGCUGCUCAUCUCUCCUAUGGCAUCACACUGGCCAGAAAUAGCAGCCGCGCCUCGGAGGCGGAGAUGUGGUUCAAGCGAGCAUUGAAAUUGGCGCCCGAGCAGGCCAGUGUCUAUCAUCAUUAUGCCGAAUUCCUCUCGCUGCAGUCGCGACAUCAUGAGUCCGCCAUCUACCAUCGCAGAGCCGCGGAACUGGCGCCCAACGAUUAUACUUUGGUGGUGGCCGCCGCCACCGCAAUGCGACUGUUGGACAGAAAAGUGGAUGCGGAAAUGUGGUACAGAAAGGCUGUGGCCCUGCGACCAGGCGAUGCCCAUGCUCACACUAAUCUGGGGGCCAUACUGCAUCUGCUGGGACGCACGAAUCACGCGGCAGCUAGCUAUAAGGCGGCCCUGAGACUUCAGCCCGGUGAUGCCAUCACGCUGGGCAAUCUGGCCAAGCUGGGUGUCACGAAUGUCUAGCAACUGUAGUGGCCAGCCAGCUAACAUUUAAGUUUAUAGGCCAAAAAGAGCAGAGAUAUUUUUAUAUAGGAACGGUAGAGGCAGGAGGGGCGGGGCUGGAUAAGCAUUAGAUAACUCUACAGAAUUUAUACAAAGGACUUCGAUACAUAUGUAUAUCAUUAGCAGCUGGCAGCCGUGUAAAUAUCCAAGCAGCGACCAAAGAAUGUCACAAAAUAGAUAGAGAUACCAAGAUACCGAGAUACCGAAACGGAUCGGAAAGAUGGAAAGAUACAGAUACAGAUGGAAUCGGUGGAGAAGCGACAGAGAGAACAAUAAUUAAAAUAUCUAACUGUUAAGGGGAAGAGUUACUGUACAGCUAUAGGAGCAAAGUGGAUCCGUGGGAACGAUAAUUGGGUAACUACUCGUAAUGUGCUUAAAUAUCCGUGUAAAAUACUGUAAAUAUGUGGACACCCACAGGCACCAAGCGAGCUGUGGGUCAUAUUAUUGACUAUAUAUAUAUAUAUAUACGAUAUGAAUUGGCUUCUCGAGAUUGUUUUGUCCGUUGUGUGUACAUUUUAGUUAAGCGAAUAAAGAUACCGAUCAAGAAAUGUAUGCAUUGUAUAAAGAUAUGGCAAGGAGCAUAUAAUAAAAACAACAAAUUGAAAUG